This is a messenger RNA of Ochotona princeps (American pika), 1002 nucleotides long. It is a transcript of the gene FAM3B, whose product is annotated as FAM3 metabolism regulating signaling molecule B. The transcript has 8 exons. Lineage: Eukaryota; Metazoa; Chordata; Mammalia; Lagomorpha; Ochotonidae. The coding region runs from base 135 to 842 and encodes 235 amino acids. The record is from RefSeq and is a predicted model, not a curated record.
GUCCUCAUCCAGCCUGGCUGCUGGCCCUGCCCCAGGGCGUGUCCUGGCCCUGGCCCCAGUCUCAGUGCCUCUGCUGCCGGCUCUCUGAGAGGCACUCACUGGAGGCCAGGCAGGCUGGGAGUAGCAGCUGAAAGAUGCGACCUGUGGCUGCUGGUGCUUUCAGGGUGCUGCUCCUCGUCUUCGCCUCCGUGUGUGCCUGGUACUUGGGGUACCUGCUGGCGGAACUCAUCCCCGAAGUGCCCCUGUCCAGUGCGGUGUACAACAUCCGGAGCAUCGGAGAGAAGCCGGUCCUCAAAGCCCCAGCCCCUAAAAGGCAGAAAUGUGACCACUGGACCUCGUGUCCCCCCAACACCUAUGCCUACCGGCUGCUCAGCGGGGGCGGCAGAGAUAACUAUGCCAAGAUCUGCUUUGAGGACGAGCUGCUCAUAGGAGAGAAGACUGGAAACGUGGGCAGAGGAAUCAACAUUGCCGUCGUGGACUAUGUGACUGGGAAAAUGAAGGCAGCACAGUAUUUCGAUAUGUACGCAGGUGAUAACUCAGGACCCAUGACGAAGUUUAUCCAGAGUGCCCCUGCCAAGUCCCUGCUCCUCAUGGUGACCCACGACGACGGAAGCAGCAGGCUGAAGGCAGACGCCAAGGACGCCAUAGAAGCACUUGGGAGCAAAGAAAUCCGGAACAUACGGUUCCGGUCCAGCUGGGUGUUCCUUGCUGCCAAAGGUUUCCAACUCCCUGCAGACCUGCAGCAGGAAAAGAUCAACCACUCUGAUAACACAAAGAACAGAUACUCGGGCUGGCCAGCAGAGAUCCAGAUCGAAGGCUGCAUCCCCAGGGAGCCAAACUGAGCAGGUCUUGUGCGAGCCGCGCUCGUGUAGACGGACGCCCCUGGAGUGCUCCGAGACUCUUACCUCCCUCCAAGUCCAGUGAUCAAUAUUUAAUGUGUAUGUCAGGUUUGUUGUAAACCAAGGAAUAUUUGUUGGUUCUGUACAGUCUUGGCACACGUUA